UUGUUUCUACGUCCUCGCUGAAAAUGGAAGGUGAUGACGCUCAUGAAGACGCUGCCGACAGAUGGGACGACAAAGAGGAGGAAAUCGACGAACCACAGCAGAACGGAGAGCUCGAAACGACGGUGGAACAUCCCAACCUCAACGCCUCCGACGAAGUAUACUCGAGCGUGCGGAUUUCUCUCGUUUUUUCCCCCAUGUUGUUCAUGGGAGAAGAUCUAUACCAGCGAAAAAGAGUUCGAGCUAUGAUCUACCGUUAUGAUGAUGCUUCGUUCAGUCUGAUCGAUAUUGAGGAUCUCACCCUGGACACGAUAGUUCUGGUGGUCGACGACGAUGGCGUGGAUUUCCAACGGGGUCUCGUUUCGGAGAUCACUCAUAAUGGAGUAUCGGUGGACCUCCUGGAUUAUUUCGGCGUCAAGGCAGUUCCGGCGGUUUACGAGUGUCCCGAGGAAAUCCAGGCGGAAAGACCGGCUCUCAGGAAGUACUCAUUGAAAUCCCCCCCACGCACUGAACCUAUCAUGCGGGGACGGCGAGUGAAGUUGAUUUGUGAUUUCUCCGACAAGGACUACGUCGAAGCCGACAUCGUUGAAUAAAAUCGUUCAGCAGCUCCCCUCGAUAGGGC
This is a messenger RNA of Galendromus occidentalis (western predatory mite), 619 nucleotides long. RefSeq lists its product as uncharacterized. NCBI's taxonomy places the organism in Eukaryota, Metazoa, Arthropoda, Arachnida, Mesostigmata, Phytoseiidae. The transcript has 6 exons. Bases 24 to 590 code for a protein of 188 amino acids. The record is from RefSeq and is a predicted model, not a curated record.